Molecule: messenger RNA, 945 nt
Organism: Colletotrichum tamarilloi
Lineage: Eukaryota; Fungi; Ascomycota; Sordariomycetes; Glomerellales; Glomerellaceae
Exons: 1
Coding region: 1-945 (314 amino acids)
Source: RefSeq, a predicted model, not a curated record
AUGGCACUUGAAAGCUUAGCGGAUCAGGUCCAAAACUUGAACCUACAAGAGGCGGAAUGUCUCCCGUUUCAUCCUACCGAGGACACGCAGCGGACUCUAGAGACACUGGACGACACACCACGCUAUCUAUUCCGAGUAUUCACUCCGCUAUCUUAUGGAGCAACCGACCAAAACUGGGCAAAGUCCAUGGAUGCCAGAAAUGCGACAACGGACUGCAAAACAGAUAUCUUCACUAGGGUCGACAAGCACAAAGUCGCACGCAUGAUCGACAGGCAUCUACGAUGGCAGGAAGGUCGAAGCGAUAACCUGGUAUCCUGGACGACCUCGUUGCUGUUUGCACUUGUGUAUGUAUUCCACCUGCGUGCCAAUACAAGAAACAGAUCGACGUUCUCCGACAUCCAGCUUUGCAUUUUGGAUACUACUUGCUUUCCUAAGAGAGUUUUUCUUCGAGACAUGGCCCUCGUCCGGGCAUAUAAACCAUUCCACUCAAAACUCGAGGAUUUUGAGGUUCUACGGUCAAAAAAACAUCAGUCUUUGUCCGGAAGUUUCUAUUUUGGAGAAUAUUUGUCGCAGGGAGCCCUCAAGAUCAAGGACAAAUGCCAAGUCGUUUCUGCUCAGGCAAUCCUUGACCAAGGCCUUUACAGCCUACUCCCAGAAUUUGAAAUUUUUGCGCAUUGGAAAGCACAACCACGACCACCCUGGGCGAACCAAGUCAUUGAACUUCGUGAGAAAAUUUAUUUCAACGUAGUAGGUUGGCAGGCGAUGAGGGAUGAUGGACUCCAGGCGGCCGUCAAUAUUAGCAAGCUCUUCGAGCAGCGUUGGAGAAUGCCCAUGGUAAUCAACCUCAUUGCGAUUUUACCGCACCAAAGCGAUGCUACCGAUAUUGUAUUGUUAUCGAGGAACUUCACAGGUAUGCCUCCUACCGUGAAGAUAAUGCUAAACUGA